This is a messenger RNA of Penicillium cinerascens, 1392 nucleotides long. Its product is annotated as CCCH zinc finger protein. Lineage: Eukaryota; Fungi; Ascomycota; Eurotiomycetes; Eurotiales; Aspergillaceae. Gene Ontology annotation, molecular function: metal ion binding. Bases 1 to 1392 code for a protein of 463 amino acids. The record is from RefSeq and is a predicted model, not a curated record. The transcript has 4 exons.
AUGGACACUCCGGAUUAUCUCGAGCGCUAUCGCCAGUUUAGCGCACUGGAUCAGCAGAAGAAUCAACUUAUUGAGGAACUCCUGCAACGAGUGACAGACCUUGAGACCUCCUUCCAGCAAGAAAAACUUGAUCACCAGCGCGAGACCCGCUUCAAUCGCGAUAUUCAACUGCACGAGAUGGAGUUGAUGCAACAGAUCUCUCAGAUCAAGAAUAUUAUGGAUCGAGAACCUUUCGUUGUCGUUCUUUUAGACGGAGAAGGGAUAAUUUUCAAGGACGAAUAUUUGCAGCAGGGAGAAGAGGGUGGACGCAGUGCGGCCAAGGCGCUCGAAACGGGCAUGCGCUCCUAUUUGGCAAAGAAUAUUCCAAGUGUUACUGAGCCGAGGCUUUUGACCAAGAUUUUUCUCAAUGUGAAGAGCUUUGGCGAGCUUUGCGCUCGGAGUGGGACUAUUUCGGAGGCUGCUGCGAUUCAUGAUUUUAUUCGCGGUUUCAAUGAGACCAUGUCGCUUUCUGAAAUUGUGGACAUCGGGUCGGGCAAGAACAAGGCAUACGAUAAGAUUCAGGAAAUGUUCCAGGUCUUUCUUUACAACUGCCAUUGCCACCAGAUUUUCCUUGGCUGCCCCUCAAAUAGUGAAUACGGUCAUUUCCUUGAAGAGUCAUUGAAUGAAGGGGAUCUUACUGGUCGCAUCUCUCUUGUGGAGGGUGUUCCGUUUGAGAAGGAGCUGGAGACUGUCCAGAACUCAUAUCGAAUCGCCCGGUUCCCGGAUGUCUUCCGUUCAGCCAAACUGGUGCCCGUGUGGACAGCUCCUUGGAAGAGCGCCCUUCCGUCUCGAUCAUUGCUCACGCCAUCUCCGUCCCAGUCCUUCACAAACCCUCCGCCUUUGUCAAGAACAUCCACCAACACGAGCUUCUCCGGUGUUGGCGGACCUCUGUCGACUGUUACCUCCAAUAAAGGAGAGAAUCCAGAUUUCCAGCCGGUUGUGCGCUCCAAGUUACCCGGUUCGACAGUUGCAAAGACCGUCGAGCGAAACAAAUACGGACAACGCGUGGAUCGUCUUGAUUUCAAGAGCAUUCCUCGCGACGAUCUCAAUCGCCUGAAGAAGCUCAAAUUGUGCAAUUAUUAUUUCUUGCUGGGCGAGUGCCCCAAUGAGGAGAACUGUUACCACGAUCACGACCGCAAAUUGACCCGGCAAGAACUUCACAUCCUGUCCGCUAUCGCCCGCAUGACGCCGUGCCGCUUUGGAUUGGAAUGCGACGACCCGGAGUGUAUCUACGGCCACCGUUGCCCCCAGAGUGAACCCGGCAAAAAAACCUGCUUUCGUGGAGACAGUUGUCGCUUCGAGCCUGUGGCCCACGGCAUUGACACCAACAUUGUCAAAGUGACAAAGGUUUAA